This is a messenger RNA of Podarcis muralis (Common wall lizard), 578 nucleotides long. The record is from RefSeq and is a predicted model, not a curated record. NCBI's taxonomy places the organism in Eukaryota, Metazoa, Chordata, Lepidosauria, Squamata, Lacertidae.
CCAGAAAAUGUGGACACUUACUGGUCUGGAACUGCCCCCAUCUGCAUGGGAGGCUGUAAAGGAAAGCACAAAGAACUGAAGAAAAGCACAUGUGGGAAUGGAAGCUGCUGUUGGUUGGGGUACAAAUCAUUUUGCCGGGUAAACUGUGGACGACCAGAAACAGAGUUCAAUUCGGUGGUCUAUGGGAACGACUGGUGGGUCGGGUCGGUGGUGCGCUACAGCUGCCGGCCUGGGUACCUGCUGGUGGGGGAUCCUGCUAGCGCCUGCCAAUCGAGUGGCCGCUGGACCCCCAAACCUACUUGCCUCAGGAUCUGCCUCCGGGGUCGGAUUGAGAUAAACGAGCGGGACAUCGAUGGUAACUGCUCUUCCACUUGUCCCCAUAAGGUGUACCCAGGGGCCUUUCUCAAUCAUGGCUGCAUCAAGAUCUCCUCCUGCGUCACUAAGCAAUCUGGCUGGACCCGAUGGUUCUCUCGCUGUGACUUUUGUGAGUGCGAUUGCUACGUCCCCUGCGCUUCCUCAGGAUAAAAAAACCCAACUGCUGUGGAGGGGCUGCUCUACGUGCUGCAACACCUGACUUU